AUGGGCCAGACUGCCUCCGUUGAUACUUCCUCAAGCCCUACAUAUAUAAGUGAAAAAGAUGUGAUGAUAAGUUACGAUAAAAGAGCUGUGAAGUCUGUCACAAUUCCAGAGCUAACAUCGUACAGAGCCAAUAUCAAGGGCAAAGCCCUUGAUAAUUCUGUCACAAAAGAAGAGCUGGUUGAUUUGCUCCGAUUGCAUGGUAUAAACGAUGCAGUUAGUACCCUUUUAUUUAACUUCUUCCAAACUCUGUCAAACUUCCCAAUGAUCAAAGACUGUUACGAGAACGUCACUUACAUCGGAGUUUUGAAAAGCUGUCUGUUGGUGAGCAAACAGAGGUGCUUGAAAUUCGUCCAAGACAAAUCCUACAACCACACCAAACUCGUGUUUAUAGCGCUGGCGCUGAGUAAAAACGUGAAAGAGGUUACAGGCACUCCUAGUUCUGAUUUAUCGAUUGAUGCGCCAGAAAUCAUUUCCAACUUCAACAAUGCUCUAACUGAUGAGCUUACUGUACCUGCAGACUCGAUGCUGGAGUUUGUAACUUUAUUGCUACGAAUAUCUAUGCUUACUUUGACCAAAAACUCAACGCUCAACGCAACCCUUUCGAAUGAUUGGGACGCUUUCAAAGUCUUCGCGCUUAACAUCGUAAGAACUAUGAACACUUGCAUCAAAACUUCACAAGAAACUUUGAAGAAUGUCGUCACCUACACUAAUUUCCAAGAGGUGUUAUCUUCAACAUGCCCAAAUUUGUUGUUGCCCUUAGAGAUGUUGGUUGAGCACGUUUUGUUCCUGGAAAAAGAUCUGGUAGACCCGCUAGCAUCAGGCAUACCAAGGGCAGAAUCGAAACUCGUCACAGCUCCUCUAUUAUCUCAGCUUUCCACAGUUUGGCCUCGCGAGCUGGUAUUCUCAAGGCUACAGAAACUCUAUGUAGGACGAGACAGUGGAUUCUCAAUGCGCUCUUUUCAAGCAAAAGUCUUCAAGUGGAUGGCCCCAUCGUUGUUGCUAGUCAAUGGAAUACGAAUACCUGAUGACGAGGAGUAUGUGAGGUCAAAAAAUCACAGAUAUCAAACCUUUCUAAAUGACUACCCUCGUCUCAAAGAUGAAGACCAGGAUAUACUUCCACCUUUUGAGGGUAGAAAAAAACUCACCUUUGUUGUAUAUGUUGACGAACCCUGGAAAGUUACCAAUUCAGAACUGUUUGGCGGUACAAAAACCACCAUAAUACAGUUGUCACCGGUUCAAGAGAUUUUCAAGGCCCAAAAAUCGGAGAGCGUAUGUUUCAAUACCUUGGGAGGUGGAAUCGGAGUGGGCAGCUCGCUUCCUGUUUUGAAAAGUAAUCACAGACGUUAUGUCCCGGGGAACGUUUCGUUAACUAUUGACCCCAACUUAGAGUUUGGGGCUUUCAGAAACGUUGGGCGCGGUGGCAGCAUCAACCCUGGAUCACUCACAACUACUAGCAGUGAACACAGAUUCUUGAUACAGGAUAUUGAGGUAUGGGGAUGUGGUGGAGAAAAAGAGUUAGAGGAGCAAAUGAAAAAUUGGGAGUGGGAGGAAGCAGAAGCUCAAAGAAGACAGCGCAUCAACCUAAAAAGUAUUAACGAUGAUAGGGCAUUAUUAGAAUUAGCGGGUCUGGUCGGCCAAAACCAGAGCGGAGGUUCAGUAUGA
Messenger RNA from Lachancea sp. 'fantastica', 1662 nucleotides. Lineage: Eukaryota; Fungi; Ascomycota; Saccharomycetes; Saccharomycetales; Saccharomycetaceae. The record is from the annotation of a GenBank genome assembly.